Cadophora gregata is the source of this 1053-nucleotide messenger RNA. RefSeq lists its product as uncharacterized. The transcript has a single exon. Gene Ontology annotation, molecular function: nitronate monooxygenase activity. Bases 1 to 1053 code for a protein of 350 amino acids. NCBI's taxonomy places the organism in Eukaryota, Fungi, Ascomycota, Leotiomycetes, Helotiales, Ploettnerulaceae. The record is from RefSeq and is a predicted model, not a curated record.
AUGGCUUCCCAAGGCCCCAUAACGACCUCUCUCACCACCCUCCUCAAUAUCAAACACCCAAUCCUCCUCGCCGGCAUGGCACGUACAUCCGGCGGGCCCCUCGCAGCAGCAGUCUCCAAUGCAGGAGGCCUAGGCUGCAUAGGCGGAUUGGGAUACACGCCCAAACAGCUCCGCGAAAUCAUCCACGAGCUGAAAGCCAAUCUCGAUUCGCCGUCCCUCUCAUUUGGCGUAGAUUUGGCACUUCCCAAAAUAGGCGAGGGUGCAAGAAAGACGAACCAUGAUUACACGCAUGGUCAGCUAGAUGAUUUGAUCAAUGUGACAAUUGAGGAAGGAGCAAAGCUGUUCAUCAGCGCGGUGGGCAUCCCGCCUCCCCAUGUCAUCAAGCGCUUGCACGAAGCCGGUAUCCUGAUCAUGAAUAUGGUCGGGGCGCCGAAACAUGCGAAGUAUGCCUUGGACGCAGGCGUGGAUAUCGUGUGUGCUCAAGGUGGCGAGGGAGGUGGUCAUACGGGAGAUAUCCCGAAUUCCAUUUUGAUUCCUGCGGUUGUGGAUGUCGCGAGGCAGUAUAAGCCAAAGAUGUUGAAAGGGCAGACGGCGUUGGUUGUCGCUGCCGGUGGCAUUUAUAAUGGAAGGAGUCUGGCGAGUAGUUUGAUGCAGGGCGCUACAGGUGUCUGGGUUGGCACGAGGUUCGUGGCUAGCACCGAGGCUGGAUGUAGUCAGGAGCAUAAGGACGGUGUGGUGAGUGCUGCGUUUGAGGAUACGAUCAGAACAUUGGUCGUUAGUGGGAGGCCGCUGAGGACGAAGAAGAAUGCGUGGAUCGAAAAGUGGGAGGCUCAGCCGGAGAAGAUUAAGGAGUUGACGGAGAAGGGAGUUGUACCGCUGGAGUAUGAUAUGGAGAAGGGUAAUGAUUUUGAUAUUCCGCACCUAAUGGGUGUGGUGGCAGGUGUCAUUACGAGUAUCCAGCCGGCGAAGCAAAUUGUGGACGAGAUGGUUUCAGAGGCAGUUGAACAGCUGAAGCAGGCACAGACUUUCUUGGGCAGCAAGAGUAAGCUUUAA